AGCAGCGGCUCCAGUGGGGUUCUAGAGCGAGAGUCUAGGAACACGGAGCCAGAGACUCCGGCAGCCUGCGGCAGGGCAGCGGAGGUGGCGACCGAACCUGCCGGGAGAGAACCGAAGCGGCGGAGGCGAACUCAGGCGGCGGGAGGCAGCACGCCCGCGAGAGAGGGGGUGCUCCCUGAAGACAGGGAGGAAAAGAGGGGACCGGGUCCGGGUUAGAGGGCAGGGGUGCCGGCAUAAGGGCAGAGGGGGUCACUGACACCCCCUCCCCGGGAGCAGUCCUGAUAGUAUCUAUGUGGCUGGGAGGUUGCCCGGACAGCCACCCCUAAGGUGGGCAUGCCUGGAAUCACAGGAAAGCGUGAGCAUUGCCCCGGCUGGGUUAGGACCAGUGGUCACAAAGGUGAUAGGGGCUGCCUGGAAUGGAAGAAGAAAAUUUGAUACUACCCCCAUGGGACAACCUCUGCUCUUCACCCCACUAAGAGCCCUGGAUCUGAGAGUCCUGGGUAGAGCCUGCCCUAGCAGGGGGUUCUGUACCCUGUGCUGGAGACUCCCAGUUCCCCACCGCCCGGAAGGAAACCUCCUCCCUAAGUGAAAGAAAGCUAAGGGGAAAUCAAAGGGUUGAAGUCCUAGCUCAGCCAGUAAUUUACUGCUUGACCUUGGGCAAGUCACUGAAUUUUUGUAAGCCCUUUUCCCUCUUCUUCACAAUAAGGGGGCUGGAUUAGAUCGCUGAGGUCCCUUAAUUAUUUGGAGUCUUUGAGUGGAGAGCUGUGCCCAUUGCCCUGGGUGUACUCACUGGCAUGACCUAUAGACUUAACUCGUUGGCCCUGCUCUCUGUCCGUCCUGGUCUCCCCCAACCGGCCUGGUUCCUGCUAAAAGUUGAGUUGCAUCAGAUUGGGCAGGUGCCCUGAGACCUGGGAGAUAGAGGAGACAAAAGGCAUUUGGCUCAGUCCCCGAGACCAAGGCAGUAGAGUUCUGUGCCAUAGGGAGUAGGGAGAUAAGGAUGGAGGACUGGAUUGGAGCAGGCCCCUUUAGGUAGAGAAGGGGAGCUGAAUGGACAUUGCUCUUCUUGCCAUUCCACCUCCGUGUGAAACCUUGUUAUUGCACAGCGUCUCUCCCUUUUGCAUACCUUCCCACCUGAUCCCAGGUAACCUAAUGGACAUAUGCAGUCCAGGAGAAGGAAAUAUCUUUGGCUGAUACUGUCAGCCUCCUGGCUCCUCCUCAUCCUCUUAGCGGCUCCUCGGCUUCGACAGCUUGCCAUCCCCCCAAGUCUGAGACCCAAGACGCUGACCAGCUGGCCCCGAUGGCUGGAUCAGGAGCUUCUACUGAGUUUUGUGGGGCCUGAGGAGCUGAGCAAAGACCCCUGCCCACCCUCCUGUAGCACCCACCAGUGGCGGAAUCAGAGGCUUGGCUGCCUUAUGGAGACAUGCUUUGACACCUCCAGGUGCCAGAGCCAAGGCUUCAAGGUGUUUGUGUACCCCACUGGGCUGACCCAGCCCAUCUCCAAAGUUCACCAUAAAGUCCUGGCUUCCAUUGAGGGCUCCCGAUACCACACGGCCAACCCUGAGGAAGCUUGCCUCUUUGUCCUCCCAGGGGAUGCGCUGGGCCCCCAGCUGCUCCCGCUGUGGAAUGGAGGGCAGAAUCAUCUCAUUUUCCAUCUCCACCCAGGCUCUUGGCCUGAUCUGGGCUUUGACCCUGGGCAGGCCAUGGUGGCCAGAGCUAGCCCCACACCAGAGACCUUCAGGCUUGGCUUUGAUGUCUCCCUCCCCCUCUUCCCCCAGAGCUACCCACAGAGGGGAGGGAGUCAGAGCCAACUGACCCAUCUUAUUCCCACUCCUGGAGAAGACCUGUUGGCCUUUGAGGGCCAGUUAGACAUGUGGGUCACUGGCUCUUACAACCAGCGGGACCAGAAUGCUAUCUUGAUCCCAAGUGAUCGCCAUGGUGAAACCAGCAAAGGACACAGGGACGGGCCAUGUAAGCAGGACCAGACCACUGAGCAGUCUGAGGAUCAGAAACGUCUGUACAACUCUACCUUCUGUUUUAUUCCCCCGAAUUGCCGCCUGGGCUCCUUCCACCUCCUCCAGGCCCUGAAGGCAGGAUGCAUCCCUGUGGUAUUGAGCAGGGGCUGGGAGCUCCCCUUCUCUGAGGUCAUUGACUGGGGCACCGCAGCCAUCAUCAUUGAUGAGAGGCACCUGUAUCAGAUCAAGUCAGUCCUCCAAGGGCUUCCCCCUGCCCGGGUUCUCGCCCUCCGCCAGCAGACCCAGUUCUUGUGGGAUGCCUACUUUUCUUCAGUGGAGAAGAUUGUCUACACUACGCUGGAGAUCGUCAGAGACCGGAUCUUCCGAGCAGCCUCCCGGCCCCGGCUGUUGUGGAAUGCCCCUCCUGGGGGGCUCCUGGCCCUGCCCACCUUCUCCACACAUUUGGGAGACUUCCCCUUCUACUAUCUACGACAUGGCUCCCGUCCCUCUGGCAGAUUCAGUGCCCUGAUCUGGGUGGGGUCCCUGGACCAGCCCCCAGUGAAGCUGAUCCAGGAGGUGGCUGGCUCCCAGCAUUGUGCCCAGAUUCUGGUCCUCUGGAGCAAUGACAGUCCUCCUCCAGCCCAGGGGAAGUGGCCCCAGACUACAGUGCCCCUGACAGUCAUUGAAGGGAGGAAGAAGAAGAGUGACCGGUUCUUCCCUUAUAGCGCCAUCAGCACUGAUGCCAUCCUCAGCCUGGACGCCCACAGCGCCCUUUCAACCAGUGAGGUGAACUUUGCCUUUGUAGUGUGGCAGAGCUUCCCAGAACGGAUUGUGGGUUUCCAGACCCGGAGCCACUUCUGGGAUGAAACCAAAGGCUCCUGGGGCUACACAGACCAGAGGCCCAAUGAGUUCUCAGUGGUCCUCACAGCUGCUGCCUUCUACCACAGGUAUUACCAUAACCUCUUCACCCACUCCCUGCCUGCCCCACUAAGGGACCUUGUGGAUGAACUCUCGGCCUGUGAAGAUAUCUUGAUGAAUUUCCUUGUGGCUGAAGUCACCAAGCUCCCGCCCAUCAAAGUACCACAGCGGAAGCAGCUCCAGGAGGUACUCUCUCCACAGCAUCCUAGAGCUGAACAGCAGUUGAAAAAUUGCAUCAACAGAUUUGCCUCAUGGUUUGGCCGCAUGCCUCUGGUGCAUUCACAGCUUCGCCUGGACCCUGUACUCUUUAAGGACCAGGUGUCUGUCCUACGGAAGAAGUAUCGGCACUUGGAGAGACUUUAGGAGCUGGGGCAUUGCCCCAGGCACAGCUUCUCAAACUUGCCAAAAGCGCAGUGUGGGGAAAAAAGGUUCAGACCAGAUGGGGUGCACUGGGAACUUUCUACAUGGCUCCAGAGGACCAGUGGGGAACAUGGUAUGGAUGAGGCAUUGUAGUUUAAGAAUCUGGGUUCAUCUCCUUACUCUUCUACUUGCUGCAUGUGUGACCUGAGCAAAUCAUUUAACCUCUCUGGGUCUCGGUUUCCUGGUCUGUAAAAUAAGAGUGUUGCCUCUAA
Messenger RNA from Vombatus ursinus (common wombat), 3502 nucleotides. It is a transcript of the gene EXTL1, whose product is annotated as exostosin like glycosyltransferase 1. The coding region runs from base 1158 to 3233 and encodes 691 amino acids. Gene Ontology annotation, molecular function: glycosyltransferase activity. The record is from RefSeq and is a predicted model, not a curated record. Gene Ontology annotation, cellular component: membrane. The transcript is spliced from 11 exons. Lineage: Eukaryota; Metazoa; Chordata; Mammalia; Diprotodontia; Vombatidae.